GCAGGCUCACACCCAGCCCGCCCCAGCUCUGCUGCAGAACCUCACCUGGACAUGGCCUCCUCCUGAGGCUCCUGCAGCACCUGCUCCUCAGCUCCACAGGAGGUGACAUGGACUGCACCAUCAAGGAGGCCCUUUCGGUGGUCAGUGAGGACCACACUCUUUUCUCUCCUCUUCUGAUGAAGACAGAGAUGCCCGAUGAAUAUUCACCCAUUAAGGAACGUGGAAAUUAUCCUGAGGCCACAUGGAUGUCCACCAGUGAUCGUCAGCAGAACAUUAAACAGGAGACAGAAGAGCAAUCCAGGAACCGACUCCCCUCAGGUGGAGUAUCGGUAUUACAAGUGAACAAAACCGAAGAGGACAAUGAGAGCCCCCAUACAAACUACCAGACCACCUACCCCGACACCACGAGUAAUGGCACCGAGUCACCAAGUCAUAUGAACGGCAACGAGGAAAAGAGGGUGAUUGUACCUGCAGACCCAUUGGCUUGGACACAAGACCAUGUAGCUCAGUGGUUGGACUGGGCAGUGAAGGAAUAUGCCCUCUGUGACGUGAACACCUCAUUGAUGCAGGGUGUAGAUGGGAAAGAGCUAUGCAGGAUGACGCGGGAGGACUUCCUACGAAUGGCAUCCUCUUACAGUACCGACAUGCUGAUCUCACACUUGUCAUAUCUCCGCCAAAACAGCCCAACGUUCACAUAUUCUGUGGUCCCUGCUGCUCCAGCUUAUCCAGUGGCCCCGAGGCACACAGUGAAGUCAGAGCCGGCAUAUGACGAGGUGCGGAGAAGCUUGCAGUCCAUCAGCAAUACAAUCCACAGAGGUUCCCCGCCCCAGACUCCAGCCAUCACCAUACGCAAUACACCAGAUCCGUACCAGGUGUUGGGUCCGACGAGCAGCCGUCUGUCUAAUCCAGGUGAGAUGUCACAGCAAACUUCAUUAUAUAGGCCAGGGAGCGGCCAGAUCCAGCUGUGGCAAUUCCUCCUGGAACUCCUAUCGGACAGCGGGAACGCCGGCUGCAUCGCCUGGGAAGGAGUGAAUGGGGAAUUCAAGAUGACGGACCCGGACGAGGUGGCCCGGCGCUGGGGGGAACGCAAGAGCAAACCCAACAUGAACUAUGAUAAGCUGAGCCGGGCGCUGCGCUACUACUACGACAAGAACAUCAUGAGCAAGGUGCACGGGAAGCGCUACGCCUACAGGUUCGACUUCCAAGGAAUCCAGGUGGUCCAGCAAUCCCACAACAACGACCCCUCAGGCUGCAAAUACCAGGACGGGAACUAUUAUACCCAGCAAGCCAAGUCAGCUGUGCCACUACCCCCCCACCACAACCAGUCCCCCUCCCUGCCUGCCACCAUCAUCCCUGUGCAGUACUUCAGCACGUCCCCCGGUGGUGGACUGUACCCAGGGCAGACAAGACAACAUGGCGGCCAUCUGGGGUCACAUCUUGGGACUUACUACUGAGUCAUAGGAGGACAUUCAUUACAAUGGAGGUUGAACUGCAGAGGGUGAACUCUGAAAAUGGCACAAAUCCCAAAAAUUCUUAGCCAAUGCAAAAACUCCGGUCUAUUAAACUCGGUUUACCAAUGGGUGACAACCAUUAUGGCCGCCAGUACUUUACCAGAUUCCAGAAUGGCAAAUCUGGCCAGAUUCGCCUGGAAAAGCUGGGUGCAAACCAAUAUGGCUGCUCUCAUAGGGAGCGUGACCCAGCUUUUUCAGGUGUCUGAACAUCAAAUCUGGCCAGAUUUGCCAUUCUGGAAUCUGGUAAAGUACCGGCGGCCAUAUUGGUUGUCAUAGAUAUAGAGAGGAAACGGAGGAGGAGCGGAAAUUGUGACAACCUCACUGAAGACGUCUCCGGGACUGAGGUUUAGGCCUAGU
Messenger RNA from Bufo bufo (common toad), 1868 nucleotides. Its product is annotated as Friend leukemia integration 1 transcription factor-like. Gene Ontology annotation, molecular function: sequence-specific DNA binding; DNA-binding transcription factor activity, RNA polymerase II-specific. The record is from RefSeq and is a predicted model, not a curated record. Lineage: Eukaryota; Metazoa; Chordata; Amphibia; Anura; Bufonidae. Gene Ontology annotation, cellular component: nucleus. The transcript is spliced from 9 exons. Gene Ontology annotation, biological process: regulation of transcription by RNA polymerase II; cell differentiation. Bases 108 to 1454 code for a protein of 448 amino acids.